Anopheles coustani is the source of this 3718-nucleotide messenger RNA. RefSeq names its product chromosome-associated kinesin KIF4A (gene Klp3A). The record is from RefSeq and is a predicted model, not a curated record. Gene Ontology annotation, molecular function: microtubule motor activity; microtubule binding; ATP binding. Lineage: Eukaryota; Metazoa; Arthropoda; Insecta; Diptera; Culicidae. Bases 155 to 3691 code for a protein of 1178 amino acids. Gene Ontology annotation, biological process: microtubule-based movement; mitotic spindle organization. The transcript has 4 exons.
CGCGCAGGUAGCUAAGACGUUCUUUUUCGUUAAAGUCUAUUAUUGAUGGUGAUUUCUUGUAAUGUUUAGUGUUCUUGAUAUAGCAGUCGGUGUGUAACUUCAAAAACAAUAGAUUUAACCAUUGAUAUUCCGAUACGUGACUGCGAGCAGAGUGAUGGCUGAUUUAAAGACGGUGCAGGUAGCUUUGCGCGUGCGGCCAAUCUCGCAGGCCGAAUUGACGCGGGGUAACGACAGCGUCGUGAAAGUCAUCGGCCGGAAUGAGGUGAUCAUCGGCGACGGUAAGCUAAGCUCGGAGCGGUUCACAUUCAACCACACCUUCAACCCCAACGCGACGCAGCUUGAGCUAUACGAGCAAGCGGUCGUGGACCUGCUGGAAAAGUUGUUCGAGGGCUACAACGUCACCAUACUGGCGUACGGACAAACCUCCUCGGGCAAAACGUACACGAUGGGUACGGAAUUCAAGGGCGAGCUGAGCGACGACGUCGGUGUGAUUCCGCGCGCGGUAAAGGACAUUUUUCGGGUCAUCGAGACGUCGGCGAGCGAGGGCAGUGUCACCACUAGGGUCUCCUGCUCGUUCAUUGAGCUCUACCAGGAGACUGUGUACGACCUACUGUCGGUUAACCGUCAGUCGAUCGAGAUACGCGAGGCAGCGGGCGAAAUUGUGCUGCAAGGGUUAACGAAGGUUCCAGUCGAUUCAGUGCAGGCCACACUCGAUUGCCUGCGGCGUGGCGCAACCGUCCGGUGCGUAGGGUCGACAGCGAUGAACGAAGUGUCCAGCCGCAGCCACGCUAUAUUCACCAUCAACAUCCAAAAGGUUUCCCCGGACGAUCCGCAGUCGGUGGUCCAUUCAAAGUUCCACCUGGUCGAUCUGGCCGGCUCGGAGCGCUCGAAGAAGACGCAGGCAACGGGAGACCGGUUUAAAGAGGGCGUAAAGAUAAACCAGGGUUUGCUGGCACUCGGCAACGUGAUAUCGGCUUUGGGUUCGCUCGCAAUGGGUGGCUCUACUGGUUCGGUACACGUCCCGUACCGUGACUCCAAGCUCACCCGCCUGCUGCAAGACUCGCUUGGUGGUAAUUCGUACACGCUGAUGAUCGCAUGCAUUUCACCGGUGGACUACAACCGAGAAGAGACGCUGAGCACACUACGGUACGCGGAUCGUGCCUGCAAGAUCAAGAACAAACCGAUCGUUAACGUCGAUCCACAGCGCGCACAUAUCAUUCAGCUCGAGGCAACCAUCGCCGAGCUGCGUCAGACGAUCGCUAAGCUCCGGGGUAUUGAAGGCGCCGAAGUGGGGCAAAAUAAUCGCUCGCCCGAGACAUGCGGCAAAUCAGCAUCGAGCAGCAGCAUCCUUAACGAUGCGCGGCUGCUGCAGCUGGAGGAAAAAAACCGCAUCCUGCUGGACAGGAUGCAAUCGAUGCUGCCACAUUUGGCGACGAAAGAGAUGCGCGCGUUGGCGGCGGAGAAGGCGCUGGAGGACAUUGAGGCGAAGCUCGAGUUACAAGCUGCUGAAGAGGGCGAAGAAGACGGAGAACAGGACGAAAGUGCUUGCGUCGAUCAAAUCCGGCCUCGCACUAUGGACUUCUUGAAAAGUGUGGUAGGAGAGACGUUGGUAUCGUACCGACAAGAGCGCAAUAGGUUACAACUUCCGGCGGCCGAUACGCGCGAGUCAGUCGGGGGCGAAGCCGAUGCUGACUCACAAGUUUCGCAAUCGGAGGCCAUGCUGCAGGCAUCGGACAGCCACACGCAGCAGCAACUGCGCAUGUACAACGAGCUGAACGAGCUCAACUCCAUGCUAGCGGUGAAGGAACAGCUGGUCCGGCGCUUCCUCGGGCAGGGCGAUGCCGAGUCGUCCGUCGUCGCUACCCGGACGUGCCAGCUUCGGGCACAGCUGGAGGAGCAGGAGAAUACCAUCCGAGCGCUGGAGGAGCAGCUGGCCGUGCAGAACGAGCAGCUCAAGAGCACAAAGGCGAGCGACAAAACGUCGAAGCUAGCCGAGGAACGGCGUCGCAAGGUGCGCCAGCUAGAGACGGAACUGGCCACGCUGCGCCAGCGGGCCGUCGCCAUGCAAAACCACCUAAAGCAGAAAGAGAAGGACUGCCUGCGCGUGCCUGGAUUGACCGCCGAGAUCAAGGCGAUGAAGGCGGCCCGCGUCCAGCUGUUGAAGACCAUGCGAGCGGAGCAGGAAAAAUUCCGCCAGUGGCAGCAGACGCAGCAGAAGCAGAUCUGCCAGCUGGAGGCGAAGGAUCGGAAGCGCCAGCAGGCGAUUCAGAAGAUGGAAUCGAUGCACGCGCUGCAGAAGCAGGUACUACUGCGCCGCAUGGACGUGGAAAAGAAGGCACUGCAGCGCAAGAUGGACGAAACGGCCGCGGUCAACCGGCGCCUGAAGGCAGCGCUCGAGCGCCGUAAGCCCACUGCCGGCGGCGGCGGCGGACCUGGUGCGGAUCGGUCAAACCUGCGGGGCGCUGAAGCGAUGCACUGGAUUGACCAGGAGCUCGAGCUACUUCACAGUGCGGUAGAAGCUACGGAGAUGCUCAAGCUGCUGGAGCAGCAACGCGACGAGGAGUCGGUGCAGCUGGCCGUCAUGAAAGCCGAGGCAAGCGAGGAAUCGGCCCAGAACGGGAGAACCGAGCAAUCGGUGGGCGAUCUGCAGCGGGAGCGAAUCGCGAACUUUGAGGCCUCGCUGCGCGUCCGCAACGAGACGAUUGUCGAUCUGGAGCAGAAACUCCAAUCGGUGAACAUGGACGAGCAGCUGGCGACACUCAGCAGCACGCUGGCCACGCUGCCGGAAACGCGCGAAGUCAUGCGCCGGCUGCUGGACGUGCUGGUGCAGAAAGAUGUUGUUUUCAUCCGGGAACGCUUCACGAAGAUGGAGGCCCAGUGCAAGCAGACGGUUGCGAAGACGCCCGUCGCGGAUCGCAAGCAGCUGUCGACGUUGACGCUCAUCAAAAACAUGGACCCGGAGGAACAGUACCGGCAGCUGUUGCAACGGUACAAACUUCAGCAACAGUGCCACAGCGAUCGAACCUCUGCGACGGGCGGAGACGACGAACUCAUUGCUCUAACUGAGCAUGUCCUGUCCGACUCGAGCACGCUGCGCGAUGAACUGAAUCUGUUCAAGGCGAGCUACAAGCUGCUGCAGGCCCAGGUCGACGAGCUACGGGCAAACGGUGCCAGCAGACAGCCGGUCUUCAAGAAGCCCAAACUGUCAAAGGUGAAUGAGCAUCUACUGGACGACGAUCUGGAUGAGGCGGAAGAGCACUUCCUGGAGGAGGAAUCAGAAGAAGAUCUCGAGCGUGAUCCAACAUUCCGCAUGACGCCGCUUGCAAAGCGCAAAAAGCCUGAGCCGGUCGUGCCUUCGACAAACGAUUCAUCAUCGUCUUCGGCAACAGCGUCUGCCCACCUACUAAACACCACCGUUGCACACUGCAGCUGCGCCGGCACAUGCUCAACGAAGCGUUGCGGGUGUAGGAAAAACAAUAUCCCAUGCUCGUCGACAUGCAAGUGUCCGGAGAAUUGUGUCAACAAGGAUAACCAGGAAAAUCAGUCCGUUACGCAGGAAGAGGAGCCCAAGCAGAAGGAAGGCGAAACAGAAGGCGCCGCUCCGGUUGCGAAGCGUCCCAUGGACCAACAUUUGGACAUCCUGGAGUACGUCAGGCAAAACAAAAAAAGAAAACCACUUAUCGACUUGUGAAGCUCCAUGCGCAUAUCAUCGAGCGAU